This is a messenger RNA of Lepus europaeus (European hare), 1119 nucleotides long. RefSeq names its product lupus La protein-like. Lineage: Eukaryota; Metazoa; Chordata; Mammalia; Lagomorpha; Leporidae. Gene Ontology annotation, molecular function: RNA binding. The record is from RefSeq and is a predicted model, not a curated record.
AUGAACGAGAUUGUUAUCGCCAAGCUUUGCCCCAAAAUAGCUACUGUUCCCGAGGACCGAGUGAUCACCAGCAUCAUUGCUGCUGUAUCCCAUCAGUCAUUAUGUGUGAUCAAGUUCAAUCAAAGAGCUGCAUCAGAAGAUAAAGGCCAAGUGCUAAAUAUUCAGAUGAGAAGAACACUGCACAAAGCAUUUAAGGGAUCAAUAUUUGUUGUGUUUGAUAGUAUUGAAUCUGCUAAGAAGUUUGUAGAGACCCCUGGCCAGAAGUACAAAGACACAGACCUGCUGAUACUUUUCAAGGAAGAUUAUUUUGCAAAAAAAAAUGAAGAAAGAAAGCAAAAUAAAGUGGAAGCUAAAUUAAGAGCUAAACAAGAACAAGAAGAAAAACAAAAGUUAGCAGAAGAUGCUGAAAUGAAAUCUCUAGAAGAAAAGAUUGGAUGCUUGCUGAAAUUUUCGGGUGACUUAGAUGAUCAGACCUGUAGAGAAGAUUUGCACAUCCUUUUCUCAAACCAUGGUGAAAUAAAAUGGAUAGACUUUGUCAGAGGAGCAAAAGAGGGAAUAAUUCUAUUUAAAGAAAAGGCCAAGGAAGCACUAGAUAAAGCCAAAGAUGCAAAUAAUGGUAACCUACAAUUAAGGAACAAAGAAGUGACUUGGGAAAUACUAGAAGGAGAGGUGGAAAAAACAGCAUUGAAAAAAAUCAUAGAAGAUCAACAAGAAUCAUUAAACAAAUGGAAGUCAAAAGGUCGCAGAUUUAAAGGGAAAGGAAAGGCAAAUAAAGCUGCUCCACCUGCGCCUGCUAAAGGAAAAGUAGAGUUUCAAGGGAAGAAAACAAAAUUUGAUAGUGAUGAUGAACGCAAUGAAAAUGGUGCAGCUGGUCCAGUGAAAAGAGCAAGAGAAGACAAAGAAGAACCUGCAUCAAAACAACAGAAAACAGAAAAUGGUGCCGGAGACCAAUAGUUCAGUAAACAGAAUUUUUUAUUCUUCUUAAUUAGCUUGUAAGCUGCUUUGUCUCUGGAAGCUUUUAAAAAGAGAACCGAACUAGGUCCACUUCAAUAUCCACCUGUAAGAAAGGAAAAAAUUUUUGUUUAACUCGUCUUUUUUUUGUUACUCAAAAAUGAGGGU